AUUGCUACUGGCAAAGCUCUGGGACUCCUGAAGCUCCACUCUCCCGGCGUGCUUGCCUGAGGAUAGCAGGAAGCUCAGCCCAGCUUUCAAGUGUCACUGUGACUGACUGCAGGGAGGGAGGAGUUGCCAGCGAGUCCAGCAAGGCCGCCUGAGCACUUGCACGGGCUGCCAGGAUGCAAUCCGAGGCUUAGAGAUCCCGCUUCUGUGCCGCUCUCCUUUGUGUCCACCCCGGGGAGGGGAAGUGCAAACCGACCGCUUCCUCUUGGAGGGCUUUCAAGUGGCUCCAAGGGAAGCCCGUUAACUUGCCGAGCACCAGGGGGUGUGGAGUGAGGGAUUGUCCCUCUGACAAUGAGGAUCCAUGUUCUCAGAGUUCACCGAGCACCUGGAAGAACGUAAGUGGCAAAGACUGGAGACCACAUGGAAGAAACGAAUGCAGAAGGGAUUUCUCCCUGCAACGGCUGUGACAGGAUUGUACAGUGCUGUGGAUACGGUGACACAGAGGGGCGUGUGGAUCUGCCUUUUCCUCCCAUUUCUUCUGCUUGAUAUUUGAUCUCGGUCCUUCGGGGGCUGCUGGUUUCUGGUGGUAAUGGGCACUAACUAUUCACUGGUGUUUCUCUCUUCCGUUGGGCAGCUUUGAAUGAUCUCGGUGGGGAGGACACAGCAGCCAUAGACAGUUUUCUGGAAUAACCUGUUGGUUCCCGGUACUGGGAGGAGCCCAGUUUAGAGGUUACUGCUUGGAAUGAGGACAGCAGCAGCUAAGUCAUCAGUACAUUUUCCCCUUGUUUGCCCCCCACAGCCCUUGCUUCAUGAACACAGGAGGCAAAAGGGAGGACGUUAUCCAGGUAAUUAGCCUCCGAGCAUGGACUUGGUGACAGACAAAAUAACUUUGUAAUAAUUCCCACCGUGAGUGUGCCUGAGAAGCCGUCCAGCCUUCCUCUGUACUAUGAAUUGCUGGGGUGGCACCCCACUGACUUAAUACAGGACUGCGCAGUAGUGCUGCUCUGGGGGAGAGACACAGAUUUCCUGACUUAACCUCCUAAGCCUUCUGUCUGCUCCCAAAGAGCAGUGUGGACACCGAACUGAUUGGGCUAGCUCAGACCUUUGAGGUGGCUGUCUGGAUGGCUAUAUCUCCGGGGCUCUUAAUUUAAUUGUCUACCUUUACCUUUGAAACCACGCAGGCAGAGCCUGGGUAUCUUUGGGCCUCCUAUGAAACCGGGUGUAGGUGGAAAGAGGCUGCAAAGAUUCUAAGCCCAAUGAACGACGCGUCUGUUGCUGCUGCUCUUGGUCCCUGCGUGGCCGUUUGCGGGGCUGAGGGGGUAGGAGCGGGAGCCUCUCUCACCAGUGGUACAGUGCACGUUACUUGUUAGCUGGUUUGCAUGGUGAGUGUUUUUCUGGAAAGAUUGCUGACUCCCAACUCAUGGGAAAGACCCUGGGUGUUUGAGGCUUGGGAAGACCAUCAAACCACUCAGGGAGAAACCCAGAGAAGAGGGGUGGUUAUGGAGCAGAACCCUCGAUCUCCAGGGCGGGUGGCAGAGCCCCAGAAAGCAACCAGGAUCCAGGUAUAAGACAAGUUUGCACCAUUCAUGUUCUCUGAGGCUGUGGCCUGGCGACAGACCGUUUGAAGUGGUGCAGGUGAUGCCCUCUGGAGGCAGGGAUCCUCACGCCUCUCUUCUAUACACGCCUGGGCUUUCUUCCCAGCGCCGUGGGGCUCCUGUGCCUGGAAUCGAGACCUCGCCGAGGAGCAGUCUGUGUUCCCUUCCCUGCAGCAGCCAUGGCGGAGCACCUGGAGCUGCUGGCGGAGAUGCCAGUGGUGGCCAGGAUGAGCACCCAGGAGCGGCUGAAGCACGCACAGAAGCGCCGGACGCAGCAGCUGAAGAAAUGGGCACAGUUUGAAAAGGAGGCUCACGGCAAGAAGGCCAGAGCAGAAAAGAGGAAGAAAAACAGCAGCAGGGAGAAGCGAGUGCUGUUUCCGGAGAGCAUCAAGUUGCUGGAGGCAGCAUCUCGCAAUGAUGUGGAGGAAGUUCGCCAGUUCCUUCAGCGUGGCAUCAGCCCCAAUUUGUACAAUGAAGAUGGCCUCACUGCAUUGCACCAGUGCUGCAUCGACGACUUCGGGGACGUGGUCGCGCUGCUGCUGGAGGCCGGCGCGGAGGUCAAUGCCUGCGACAGUGAGCUCUGGACGCCGCUGCACGCCGCUGCCACCUGUGGGCACCUGCACCUGGUGGAGCUGCUGAUUAAACAUGGUGCCAAUCUCCUGGCAGUUAACACAGACGGGAACAUGCCGUAUGACCUCUGCGAGGACGAUGUGACACUGGACUACAUUGAGACGGCCAUGGCAGAUCAGGGAAUAACUCAGGAGAAGAUUGAGGAGGCCCGAGCCGCCACGGAGCACAGCAUGGUGGAAGAUAUCCGAAAGCUGCUUCAGACAGGUGCCGAUCUGAACACUCCACUUGACCAUAGUGCCACUCUGCUCCACAUUGCCUCAGCAAACGGCUACCUGGAAGCUGCCGAGCUGCUGCUGGAACACAAGGCCAGCAUGAGCGCGAAGGACAACGAUGGGUGGGAGCCUCUCCAUGCCGCCGCCUGCUGGGGGCAGAUCCAUCUGGUGGAGCUGCUGGUGGCCCAUGGAGCUGAUCUCAACGGGAAGUCUGUGCUGGACGAGACGCCCUUGGAUGUGUGUGGUGACGAGGAGGUCCGGGCCAAGCUGCUGGAGCUGAAGCACAAGCAUGAUGCCAUCAUGAAGUCUCAUGACAAGCACAAGUCGCUGCUGCAGCGACGCACCUCCAGUGCUGGCAGCCGAGGGAAGGUGGUGCGGCGGGUCAGCGUGACGGAGCGCACCAACCUCUACCGCAAGGAGCACGAGAAAGAGGCCAUCGUCUGGCAGCAGGUGGCGCACCGGGAGAACGAGGCCGAGCUUGAGGACGAGGACAAGCAAACGGACGCUGAGCUCCAGCAGCACCUCCCCCAGGACGCUGAGGCAGAAGUGGCAGGUCCAGGGGCCUUGGUGGGAGACAAGCAUCAGAAUCCGGGGCUGACCCAGAGAAAUGGAACUGCGGGCUCUUCUGCCGCCGGCCCCCCCAAACACCUCUACUCCAAGCGGCUGGACCGCAGCGUCUCCUACCAGCUGGCCACCCAAGAGGAGCUGUCGGCCGACCUGUGCAAGGAGAAGUCCCACCACACGCUAGCGGACCUCAAACGCCAGCGGGCAGCUGCCAAGCUCCAGCGACACCACCCAGAGGACUACCCUCCCACCGAGGGCGAGGGCCCCCUCUCGCCUGGCCUCGCUGAGACCCUGCGCGGCAGUGAUCACCCCCGCUCGGACUCGGAGCAGAACUCCGUGUACUACACGGCAGCCAGUGGCGAUCCGCCUCUUCUGAAGCUGACGGCCCCGGCCGAGGAGACCCCUGCUGAGAAGAAGCGAUGCUGUAGGCUGAUGUGAGGCGCUGGCAAGAGAAGAUGUUUGUGGGGCACGUCCCCUCCCUGGCAUUGAUGGAUGGCGCUAAUGUCCCAUGGGGCUGCCUCUGGAACGCUGCAGCAGGACGGGUUCUGGGAGCUGGUUUAUCUUCCAGGGACGACUCCGUGUUCCAGACCCAGACACCAAUCAAAGAGGCCGGGCUCCAAGUGCUCCAUCGAGGGCUGCAUGGGCAGCAGGCUUGGAGCCAGAGGGCUGCACAAAUGGAAGCAGAAUGCAAUGACCUUCAUUGUCAGUACAGAGAUGUGUCCUGGAGCAUCUACGGCUCCCAGCAUGCAAUUUGCCAGUCCCUGCUUGGGUCAACCCAUAGAGCGUUGCAUGCUGGGACGUGUAGUCGCAGAGGGCUGCAUCUCCGUUGGACAUGGUGGCGUUGAAUGUUGCGCAAGACAUGCUGGGCUGCGCUGGGUCAGCUGGAGGGUCCCUCCCAGGGCGGCUGUUUGUCUGGGGUCUGUGUGUGGUUUCUAGGAAGGAGUGAAAAGCCUAUGGGAGGCCUCAGAGCACGGCGUACCAUGCAUACAGCACUGGGGGGCAAGGGGACGUCCCCAUGCUUGCCUGACACUAAGGCAAAUGGCGGCAAUGAGGUGAGAACGGUUCUCUUGACACAGAGUUGUAGCCCAGCAGUCCCCUGCUAGGCUGGGCUGCACACAAGCUGUCCUGGUUUAACUAACGUGCGUUUCAAACACGAUGGAAAGCCGAGUAGGUCCCCAGGCACGCCCGUUCAUGGUGGUUUACAACUGGCUUAUAUCCCACUCGCUGGCUUGGAUUCACUAAAGGAAGCGCUGGACUGAGCCCGGCCGUGCGCUGGAGCAAGGCCAUUGGCUGUCAUUCCUAUCUUUUCUUCCAGCAGGGUUAACCGAACCCUGAAUUCAGUGCGGCCCCACACAGCCUUGCACUGAACCAGCCAAAGGUGCUGACGGACGCUGAGUUCACACUUCGGUGCCAGUCUGAGUGUGGGUCCGCUCCAAACCGCAUGGAUAGAAGCUCGUUGUAAACCAGGAUGUGUCCACGUGGCACUGUGGGUUCAACUACAGUAAUCUGAACUCCUGUGCCCCAUAUGGUGCGCCACGCCACGGUGCCCUGUGCCCUCUGCCCCCAGAGGGCACCUGGUGUGGGCUGUGUGCCCAGCCCCUUGUGACCUCCUGCCCUCAGCAAUAAAAUCACUUCAGCAAAGCACCUCACCCCAGGACCCAGCACAGCCCAUUGAUGGGUCUAUGCACCUGUUGUGCGGACAGCUCUCCCCAUGAAACAGCCUGCGAGCGGGACGGGGGAGCUGGUUUCUGGCCCCUCAGUCCAUCUGCCGGGGGCAGCGGUGGGGGGCUGAUUAAUCUGUAAUGGUCUCUAGCCGCCCCGUGCCUGGGCCCUGGACAGCAUCCCGCUGCUCCCCAUUGCUCACGCGGGGCUCAAACAGGGCGUGCUGAUGGCACCCUUCUCAUCUCCUGUUCUCUGCAGAGACACCGGCCCGCUGCAUGUCCCCUCCCUGCGCAGGUGGGACACGGUUUUUUUUUGUCCUGCUGCAGCAUGAGGCUCCAAGGAGCCUUGUGUUGAGCCCCGCACCUCCACCCAAGGGCAGCAUUGGCAGCUUCUCAGGCGGCCGAGGGCUACCCCAGCUUCACGCCCAUAGAGGGGUGCCCUCAGGGGCCCGGUCCCAGUGUGCCAACUCCCAUGUGAGCUCAGCAAAAGCCCCUUUGGCCUACUGCGGAGGAUGGCAUGCUGGAACUUGGAGGCCUGUCCCUCUCUAUUAAUGACUGGGGGGGGGGCUGUGGCAGACUUCUGCUGCCCCUAGGGCCUCAGGCUCCAUCCUCUCAGCCUGCCGUGGGGUUGCUGAGGCGCCGGGCUCUACAAUCAGAACUUCAGGAGGCAGGUGGAGUGGAAGUGGAAGAGCUUCAGCUAGAAACAUUCUCGCCUUUCAGCCGCAAUAAGGAACAUGCUGCUCCCUGGGAUCCAGCCGGCUGGACGGGGCAUCCCUCUGGUGGGUGGCUCGUGGUUUGCAAUAGCUCAUCCCCUGGAUGGGAUUGUCACCCUCUCGCUUAUUUCUCUCUGCCCCGGUGCAUCUAGCCGUGGCUGUUCAACCCCACGUGCUAGGCCUCUCGUCCCUCUGUUCUUCCCCCCCUCAGGGCCCGAGAAGCAUCAGCCAGCCCCAUCUCACCAGCCGAAGAUCAGCCCUUGCUCGGGUGCCGGAGCAGCAGAGCCCAGCUAGAUGCAAUCCUGCCCACUGGCUGGGGGAAAGCAGGUGACAUUCAACCCCACCUGUGAAUGCUCUGGGGAACCCCCUUAAGCUCUGACCCUCCAGCUUCAAGAGUGCAGCUCUAGGCUGAACUUGUAUUAACCACGGGGCCAGCGGUGGUUCUGCUCUGAGAGCCUCCUGCCUGCCCUGGGAGAUACAACUGCAGGGAGCUCUGUGCUCGCCAGCGAGGGUGGCUGACGUAAAAUCCCCUGCUGGGACUGGUCUCUUCGUGGUGCGUUUGUACAGCGGCGCCGCACACGUUUUGUACGGAGCACUCUCACAGUCUAGUUCACGGAGUGCUGUAGCGUUGGUUCCAGCCCCAUCGAGCCGCAGGCUGCCGGCCCGUGGCUUCGGAGGCACUGAUUUUAUACUUUGACACAAUCUUUCUUGCUCUCACCAGGUUUGGAUUUGUAGCUCCUGUUGUCUCUAUUUCCUUUCCACAAUAAACCAGCAUUGGACAGUGAA
Messenger RNA from Chrysemys picta bellii (western painted turtle), 6158 nucleotides. RefSeq names its product protein phosphatase 1 regulatory subunit 16A (gene PPP1R16A). The record is from RefSeq and is a predicted model, not a curated record. Gene Ontology annotation, cellular component: cytoplasm. NCBI's taxonomy places the organism in Eukaryota, Metazoa, Chordata, Testudines, Emydidae. Gene Ontology annotation, molecular function: myosin phosphatase regulator activity; enzyme inhibitor activity; protein binding.